UUUUUUUCACCAUUUUAUUAAUGUUCGUUUAACUUCCAUAUAUUUUUAACAUACUAAUCAAACCAGAUAACUUUCACACCUUUAAAUUAGCCAAUUUUUUACUGACUUGAUUGAUUUGAAUAUAGAGUAAAUUCAAAGAAAUAUCCCAUCCAGUUUUGAAUAGACCAAAUCUACCAUAAUGGCUAUGUCUAGGAACUUUUCGGGUAACGACCCUAAUUCCUAUGGUAGUGAUGAUGCUUUCGAUACAUACAUCGAUAUGGACUUCUUAAGAAACAAUGCAAUGGAAGAAGAUGUAGAUUAUAGAAACAUGUCGAAUUCAGAUUCAGCUCCUAUGCAAACUGUUACUAGCGACUUUUCCUUGGUGACUAGUCCAGUUCCUAUUGCUGAGGAUUUAAAACUUACAUCGGUACCUGUAAUUGAGGAAACAAAUGAAACCGCUCAACAAGCAAUCGCUACUACUGCGGUUGGGCCGUCUUUGGCUAUCCUUAACGCACAGUUGGCCGAGUUGCUGGCAAAACUUCCUACAAUUAAACAAGAAGCCACUUCAGAUAAAAUUACCAGUCCUACCUCACCAAAGUCUAAUGCGACUCAGACACUAAAAUCAUCUAAUUUACUCAAUAACAAUAAUGCUCAUAAAAGCGAUGAUAAUAAUCAGGUUGAUAUGAAGAAAUUAUCAUCGAAAGAACGUCGCCAAAUUCGUAAUAAAAUUUCUGCUAGAAACUUCCGUGUAAGAAGAAAAGGUUACUUUCAAACUUAUAUUGUUUUCAAUAUGAACAUGAUACUGUAAAUUCAAUAACUAAACAAUUUUCUUUUUUAUUAGAAUAUAUUCAAAAUUUAGAAACUACAAAAGAGCAACAACAAGAGGAAAUAAAUUUACUUAGACAAGCCUUGUUGCAUUUGCAAGAAGAGAAUACAAAGUUGCAACAAGAAAUUGAAGAAUUGCGUAAACAAAAACAACAAA
This is a messenger RNA of Rhizophagus irregularis DAOM 181602=DAOM 197198, 961 nucleotides long. Lineage: Eukaryota; Fungi; Glomeromycota; Glomeromycetes; Glomerales; Glomeraceae. The record is from RefSeq and is a predicted model, not a curated record.